Hylaeus anthracinus is the source of this 6588-nucleotide messenger RNA. It is a transcript of the gene Skeletor, whose product is annotated as protein Skeletor, isoforms B/C. The record is from RefSeq and is a predicted model, not a curated record. NCBI's taxonomy places the organism in Eukaryota, Metazoa, Arthropoda, Insecta, Hymenoptera, Colletidae. Bases 554 to 4495 code for a protein of 1313 amino acids. The transcript has 13 exons.
ACGUAAACUGCGACAACCGUGAUUUCUUUGCUUCCAUCCUGAUCUUACCGCGUUCCUAUUUGUCGCACGGCGUGUUACCAGACCACUAAAAAACGUAAUCUGACGUGAGAAGAACCGAAAAGACAGAGAAUGUGGAUAAAAUCGUGUUUGUUUGUAUCGAGUUGCAUUUUCUCCUCGCUGUCAGGGACGCCAUUUUCGAGUUGUCUGCAGAUGCCUGAACAAAAAUUGGAAACAUAGAUAUCGUUUACGUCGUUGGUCGUUCUUCCGUAUAUCUUGAACACGUUGAGUCGAAAUUGUUGCACAAUCGAAAGCACGGAGAAGUAGCAACGAGCAGAUGAUCAGGUGAAUUCACCAAGGUGGGAAAAUGUUGAGUGGUAAACAGAAGAGAGGAACGCGACUCGAAAUGAAGCAAACAGAAUAAGAGGGAGAGGGAGAGGGGUAAGGAGAAAGACAGACCGAGGUAUAGCAAGGCGAGCCGGUGACCGUAGUGGGAUCGACAAAGCUACAUGGAGCCACGACGGCCACUUUCGACGGCAGUAACCACGAAGACGCCAUGACGACACCAUCACCCACAUUGUUCUCGACUCGGCUGUCCGCUGUCGGUCUAGUCGCAGCGGUUUUUCUUCUACUGGCAACACAGGUAUGCAGCGAAGCUUAUUAUGGGAAGCUUAUUGGCAAGCUGUCGGAACUCCAUCACGGUGUCAGCGGUGAAGUUUACGCCGUGGACGGACGAACUCUGUUCAUCAAGAACUUCGCGUACGACGGCGAAGCGCCAACUGCUUACUUUUACGUGGGAACUUCGAAAAGUCCCAAUGGAAAUGGCAUCAGGCUUCGAGACGAGAAUGGAUCAACGGACACGCUGAAGAGAUAUCGAAGGAAAGACAUCACGCUCACGCUACCCGACGGCAAGACUCUGAACAACAUAAAGUGGUUCUCUGUGUGGUGCGACGAAUACGCUGUAAACUUUGGAGAUGUCAGAAUACCAAGAGGAUUCGACUACCCGAAACCGCAAAAACUGGCGGCUCUAAGCGGUGUGCACAGUGUCAGUUCGGAACCAAUCGUGGUCGUCGACGCUCAGACUCUUUUGAUACCUAGCUUCAGCUACGAUGGCGAAGCACCAGACGCGAAAUUCUGGGCGGGAGCUGGCCCGUCGCCGUCACCGCAAGGAAUUCGCAUUCCCGACGAGAAUGGAAAGGUAGUACCGCUGCGUCAGUACAAUCGCAAAACCAUCGUGCUCACGUUACCCGGAGACCUGACGAUCCACCAGAUCGGCCACUUUGGCGUUUGGUGCGAGGCCUUCACCGUGGACUUUGGCCACGUACAAAUUCCAGCGAGUCUUAACGUGCCACCCUCCCUGAAGAUGCUCGGAGUCUCGCCGCAGUCGAAACUGAACUGUGAAGUUCUCGAGAACAGUCAGGCUUUUGAGGUACGAUGGGCCGUUGCCGGAGACAGCAUAGUCGGUCAGCUCGUUGGAAAACUUGACGAGGGACAAUACAUGUCUUUCGGAGUAUCUGCAAACACCGAAAGAAGCACGAUGGUUAACGGAGACGUUGUAGUCGCCUGGGUCGACAAGCAAACUCUUCAGGGUUACGCGGUCGAUUAUUUCUUGGACGCCAAGUCUCAAUGCUCCGGUGGACGUGGCAGUUGCCCCGAUACACGCAUACGGGAGAACUCGAAUUCUAUUCGAUUGUUAAACGCGGCGCUGGUGGAUGGAUACAGCAUUGUCACGUAUCAGAGACCAUUGAAGGCGAGCGACGAGUUGGACCAUCAAAUCCUGACAAACGGCUCGCAAGCGAUCAUCUGGGCCAUCGGUCCUCUGAACGAGAGACAAGAGGUCAGCUUCCACUCGGACUAUUUGAAAACCGACCGCUUCAUCGACUUUGGUAGACCACCGGUUUGGAAUUGUCCUGUUCCAGAUCAAGAGCAAUCUCAGCUAUUCGUGACCAGCAACGAGAAGGUGACCGGCACCCAGGAAUGGGUUACGACUACGAAAAGACCUAAACGUCAACAAGUGACGCCUGCGCCAGCGUUAAAAACCGAUGCCUGGGUAAUUCCACCGAUCCAGUGCAACGAUACCGACGACGGAAAAUUUUACGCUCAGAUGGGACCAACCGGAGGAAAGCACGGAUAUCCUGCUAUCACCGGUCACGUCGGUUGGGGUAUCUCCUGGUACAUAAACGGGCUUCUAAUUCCGGAGAUUUACGUGGUCCGCGGCACUAGGUACACUUUCUUCGUGGAGGGUGGCGAAGAUGUCGACAAACCUGCUCUCUAUCAUCCCUUUUACAUAACCGACGAUCCCGUCGGUGGUUAUCAACACAAGACGCCCGAAGAGAAAGCUAAAGUGAAGAUUUUUGCGGGUGCCGAACGACACGGAGGUGAAUAUCGACCGACGGCCGUUGGACGUAUGUGCAACUGGCUUCCCGAUCAGAAUCAACCCCGUUCCGACGAGUUUGCGACGUUCGGUGCUUAUCAACGCACUCUAACGCUCAAGUGCGAUCCUGGUGAACCAGGUCUCGUGGUGUGGACCCCGGACGAAAACACGCCCGACACCGUCUACUACCAGUGCUUCACGCAUCGCUACCUGGGUUGGAAGAUCCACGUUCUCGACAGCUGCGACGCCGAGGAAACCGGUGCCAGCGAGACCCAGGAGGUGUACGUCGAUCCGCAACAGCAACGACCGAGCGCCGAAGAUCUCGAGAAUAGCUCCAGCAUCCGCGUCUCGAGCAAGGUAACGCCAACGGCGGAGUUUCUUCGGCAACAACUUCAUCAUCCUCAUCGUGAAUACGAGCUUCGUUAUCCCUAUCAUUCGACGACUAACCCCGAUAACGGCAAUCUAAAUCUAAACGCAUCAUACACGCAGCUACUAACGACCGCUAAUAAUAACAACGAUUACAUGCGCUUGCAAUCAUCGUCGUCGUACGAGGACCCGUUCGAUUCGAAGCCUCCGUACAACAACCUCGGCCAUGGAAUCGCGGCGCCGCAUCGUCACGAGGUACGCGUGAAGGAAAUCCAUCACGCGCACCUCGACGAGGAUCUCGUGCAACAUCAUCGCAACCACCACCACCACCACUACCAUCAUCAUCGUCCACAGAUCGCGCCGAUCUAUCGCGAACAAUCGAUGAUGGGAGGCACCAGGUUCGCCUCCCCCUCCUCGUAUUCUCUUGGCAGACAGCAAAUGACGGAAAUCGAGCAGGAACUCCUUCAGCAGCCCUCUAACCAGCAAUUGUCUAACCUCGUUGCAGAUAACCCACGGCCACUGAACCACGGGAUCAAAUACGCUUAUUCGGGUGUCACCGGGCCGCAGAUCCUAUAUUCGAAGCCGUCGUCUCAACCUCAUCGUUACGCAACCAAUAAUCACCAUCUUUAUCCGGUCCCUCAUCGUUAUCAUCACCACCAUCAGCCAGAGCAGAGGACUCAACUAAUGUUCGUCAAGAGGCCGGUGCUGACGCGUCGUCCGAUGUUGCAGAGUCCUCACGCGAUGCCACAGUCAACCCUCCCCUUGCAGUCAAUUUCGAGACCGGUCUUCCUGGAACGAAAGAAGACCGUUUACAGGCCAGCCGUUUCUACUUACAGGAGAACGAUUGAGAAACCCUCCCCCGGCGGCGAUAUUCCGAUCGCGAAACUUAACAAAAUCAUCGAUUCCAACCAAAGAAGCAAGUUGGAAGCCAAAGUGUCCGAUUCCGAUGCGCUGGAUCUUUCCAACGUGUUCGUAACUACCAACCUGUUAAAACCUGCUAGAAAUACGGGAUUCAACCCCGACUCGAUAGUGAUCGAGGGUGGCUUCAAACCUAUCAUCAGAAACGUCGAGGGAUCCGCAGAUGUGGCUCAAAAAAGAAUCUCGGAGAGAACCGAACGAAACGACGCGCUUUCCCGAGAAACUGGGGAUCACGGGCCAGUCGACAAUUUCGAGCCGGUCUUUAUACCUUCGCCACCUGUCCCGACGAUCGACACCAACAACAAGCCCAAAAAGAAAACUGUCAACGCGAAACUGCGUUCAAACGAACACGAUAUGGAUAUGGAUGUGGAUGUGGAUGUGAAUGUGGAUGUGAAUACGGAUAUGGAUAUGGACAUGGAAAUGGCAGCCGACAGUUCAAACGCGUAUUACCUGCCUCCGAUAUCCAGCACGAUUCCCGACGAGUCACCGUCUUCAUUCUCCUCCUCGUCCUCGUCCUCGUCCGAGGUACUGAUCACCUUUGACGGAAAGAGACUGAAAGACUCCAGUUUGGUCAGAUCGAUUUCCGGGAUCGAAGGGCAUUCCAACGGUAAAUUAUCCUCCGAAAUCCUCAGCAGAACCCCUCAAUUUGGAAGAUUUAAGGGAGAUCUACCACCACCGAUUCCUGGAGAGAUCCGCUCGGAUAACUCUCACCUCGAGAAACGUCGCGGUCGUCUGCCUUCGACGUCAACGGGUCUAUCGGUACCCGAGACACGAACGAUACAAAACACGAGGCUGACGCUCGUCGAAAGAUCGAGAAGCUCUCCGUUCUCGGAUAAAUAACACUAAAGUCGAUCUCAACGAUCGCUAUAACCAUCACCGUGACUCAACGGUGCUUUUGCUCGUCAGCGCAACCGCUCAGACGAUCUUACCUAAUUUCCAAUACCUCCUCUUCAUCGUUCUCUUCUACUACUUCUACUAUCUUCUCUGACAAUGAUUCGCCGAGAUUCGCUUCUUAAACGACAAGAUCCCCAAAAACACUUGGAUCGAUCGUAUCGUUUUAAAAUAGAUUCAAAGAUUAUUGGUUAAACGAUGUUUUCCUAACUGACAAUAAGAUACGGCCCGGCUUGGCUCACCUUUCGUCUUCAGUAAAAAUUCAAUUAAUCGCUAACUUCAUUCUCACCGUAAGCCAAGUGCAAACCAUUUGCAAUGGUUGACGAUGGUUCGUUUGACCAUAUCGAGGACUAUCGAUGGGACACGUUUCUAAUUAAUCAGGGAAUACAUCCGUGUCGAAUACUCAACGCGAGCAAUUCAGACACGAUCUAGGAUCGUUCGAUACGGAAUAAUCGUCAAGUUCUACAGCGACUCGACGAUUAUUGGAGUGUUCGUGACUUCGUAGGUAAUGGACGAUGAUAUAAUCGACGCGUUAACACGGGAGAGGAAUAUACAUAACUAACCACGAAAUAUCGAUUCUCCAUUUACUUACUCGUUUACCUAUUUAUUAACGGAGUAUUAACCCUUUAUCGUACAAGAAAAAUAAUUCCUUAAUUACCCCCAUACGAUGCAUCACCCAACGAUUCUGUUUACAUUUUCUUGAUCGAUCUUUCAAACUUUUAUUCUAUUUUAUUUUCCGAUCGGAAAAUGUAUGUUGUCAGUCUAUGAGAGUUGGUUGAAUUUUAGAGUGUAGACUUGUACAUAAGUUAAUUGUUAAUAAAUAUCGUAAAAUGAAUAAGACUUUCUAUUAUGCUUCAUAUUUUUUACGAAACAAUAUGGAAACGAGUUGUAGGAAUUUUCGAGAUGUUUCGCAAAGAGAGCAUCGAAAACAAUUGGGACUGGUAACUGUUACGAUUACGACUAUAAACAAAAAGAACCAGUCCAGAAACGAUGCGCGAUGAAUUUACCGUUCCUUGUUGAAACAAUUAAAUAAUGACAAUUUCGUCGUCGAUUGCAGUAAAUGCAUCGAGUGAUCGUCGACGAUAAUAGGGAAAUUCAAUGCGGAGGCAAGCGUUGUACGUUAAGCAAUAUUUUAUUGUAUAGAAAAAAAAAACAAACAAAUCUUACAAAACAAUCAGCACACUAACUACUGUACACUAUCGUAUGUUUACAAUAUAAGAGCGUACGUGCGACGAUCAAACGGUCGCUAAUUAUUUGGCUAAUUACUACGGUCGUUAAAUUAUUGUACGAUCAGGUAGUUUCGAGUACCUGUUAACGAUACUUACGCGGUGAGAUUGCUUCACCCCGGGAUCGUUAAAAAAUCGUUCGCGAAUUCUCGAUUGAAAAAUAACUUGUUGAAACCGUUCCAAUAAAUAAUCUCGCGAUAUACCACGAUAACGACGUUCUCCGAAAUUGACAAAACUCCAAGGUUUCGAGCGAACUCUUGCUCCUCGGCUUGCUCUCUCCGCUUAAAAGUAGAUGUCUUCGCAAACGCAAACGUCGUCGUAUUUAUCGUUACACUCGUAUCUAACAAUAAGUCGACAAUGUAUUUACAUAUGUUACAGGACUUGUUCCCACCCUUCACGUUCACAAAUGCGCUCAAACGACUGGCGUGUCUUGAAUGUGUAAAUGAUUAUUAAGAAGAAACAGAAUACCUUAUAUAAAUUGUUGCUCGUUUCCUCAUAACGAUUAUUGAUCUUGUUUGCAUUUAAUUCAUCGAAUCUAUAUAAACGUCAUCUUUGUCGGCUUACAAAUUCUCUCCGUUCUCUUGUUCCUCUUUCUUCUCUUUCUCCGCGAUCGAAACUUUUAUUUAUUUCAUUAUAAUCGAGAAAAGAAAAUUUCUCAUCGAUUCGUCGAUGAGCCAACGACUCGUAUAUUCGGUUACGUUCGAUUAUCGUCGCAUGGUUACUCCAAGUUCGGCACGCUUACAACUAGCCACGUAAUUACGCGACUAAUAAAUGUAAUACUAAUUUUAACGUCAACGAUACGUUCUGCGCCCAAGU